This is a messenger RNA of Aspergillus pseudotamarii, 582 nucleotides long. RefSeq lists its product as uncharacterized. The record is from RefSeq and is a predicted model, not a curated record. Bases 1 to 582 code for a protein of 193 amino acids. NCBI's taxonomy places the organism in Eukaryota, Fungi, Ascomycota, Eurotiomycetes, Eurotiales, Aspergillaceae. The transcript has 2 exons.
AUGGCGCAGCAUCCUGAUGUGGGAGUUUAUCACGGAAAAAAGCGCCCCGCGGAGAGUGACCCUGAUGGAGAUCAGCCUCUAAUAAAAAGGUUUGGUCGCUUGCAUAUUGAUCCUCAAGCAAUUAGCCAUGCUCCUAGUGAAAUUCGAAAAAAUCUCGACGUUGGUCAACAUGGUUCGUCAGCUUUAAAUGACAUGAUGAUAUUGGACGACACGAAACAUACGGUUUACAUUCAUGACCUUGAACGUGAAAUAGCAGAAACUGAGCUUCCCAGUGAUUCUAUCACUUUUCUGCCCGGAAUCGGGGAGAGCUUGCGAGCAAUCCCGAGAUUCGUCGUCACAGAAGCAAAACCCAUGUGCAAUGAGCUGGUCCUCUAUAGAGAACCAGCGUCGCUAACGGUACCGAAGGAAAGAGACACUGUGCGUAAGGCUUUGAUUGAAACAAGGGAGCGGGCUAGAACAAAUCAAUGUGGGCGACAUCCUUCCACAUAUAGCACUAUAUAUCCGGGAACCAUCGCAGAUCCUGGUAAUUCAAACAAUACUUGUCAUCCGGGGGAUGCAAUGGAGAUAGAUGCUGGGGUAUAG